Messenger RNA from Peronospora matthiolae, 1206 nucleotides. NCBI's taxonomy places the organism in Eukaryota, Oomycota, Peronosporomycetes, Peronosporales, Peronosporaceae. The record is from the annotation of a GenBank genome assembly.
AUGGAUGCCGAUGUCGAUGCGAUCGAUAUCGAUGAUGAUGAUCAUGACGAUGCUAACAUAUUCAGCAUCGCCAAUGACCGCCAAAGUGAGGACGAUGAUACCCUCACUGGUGAAGACAACGUUCUUUCAGCAGUGCACACGAAGCGUACUGCUGUUGACAAGGAUGAAUUAGCAGAGGAAUAUCUGCUGACUCGCGAAGCAGUUGUCCGCUUCGUUCAAGACUCUUUUGCAGAUGCAAUAGACAAGCUGAAGAGAAUUGCAGACAAACAUGGAAUAGCAAGUGUUCUUUCAUUUGAUGAAGGAGACUUAGUUUUACUGUCGACAGGAAGCCUACCAAAACACGCAGUGACAAACGUGUGCAGCAGCAAACUACUGUCCAAGUACAUCGGUCCAUUUCUUGUAUUGCGCCGCAUGGGCAAAGCAAACACGAUUGAGCUACCUCUUAGUAUGCGUACGCAUACUACGUUUUACGUUGAACGUCUCCGCCCGUACUAUCAGCACGAGCCCGCUUCGAGAGGCGAAGAACACCUCCGCAGUCAAGGGCCGAAAUCACCUUCGAGUGGUCCCGUUUCAACGAGCCAGUCUGGUCGACUAGCGAAGCGACCUGCUCACGCAGUUGAGCGAUGUACUGACGAGCUGCAGUCAGACUGUCAGAAAGAUAACCAACCAAAGGUUUGUUAUCAAGUUGCGCGAACGAUAAUGCGGCACCAUCGUUCGAACGAUCGUGCGCUAGCGAAUUGUAAUUAUCCUUUUCAAGGUCAUGGAUCUCUUAACGCCGAGUCCGUUCAUGAGCCAGGUUAUCGUGUAACUGUUCCGUUACACGUUUCAGUUCCUAAACAUCGAGCUGAUCCGAACAUCGAGCCGGAUCAGGCGUUCCAGCCACCACCACAUCCUUUGGUGGAUUCUGGCGGUGGUCAACGCUUUCUAGUGGAGCGUCUUUUGAACCACCGCGACGUGAAUGGCGUCCGGACGAGUUACCUUGUCCUCUGGCGUGGCUAUCCACCGGCGUGGGACAGCUGGGAGCCUCGUGCCCAGCUGAUUGUUGAUGUCCCUGGUCUCGUCGAGAAGUACGACGAGACCCAUCCGCUGCGUUUGAAGAAGGGUCGUCAGAAAACGACCUGCCUGAACGCAAGUACAGGGAUUGCAAGGUGUCAAUCCCUUCGGCCAUCUCGGAAGGGAUGCGCGCUCUCCAGUAGGGAUCAUUAG